AUGGCUCGAUCUCCCUCAUCUGAGCUCUCGUCCGCCGCAUCAGAUAUCGCUGAAGACCGUACCGCGUCGACUGCGCCUACAAGCGUUGAAGUGACGCAAGAAGAAACCAUCUCGUCCACCGUUGUCUCGAAAUCUGCUUCGCGAGGCCGGAAGCGCCCAGCAGAGGACGCGACGGUCCCUGCAAAGCGCGCCAGGAGAGCCAAAGGGCCUCAGCCUAAGUACGCUGAGGAGACUGAGGGGGAAGAGGGCAGCGAAGCCGUGGUGACAGUGCCGAAGAAGCGCGGGCGAGCAAAGAAGGCCUUGGUGACCGCUACGGUCGUCGAAGAGAUCGACGUCAAGAUCGAGGUUGAAGCUGGUACUGAAGCCGCCGCUAACGGCACGCCGGCUAAGCCCAAGAAGCGAGCAAAGAAGACUAAGACUACUAUUGAGGAGGAGGUCAAGACCGAGGAGCAGGACGGCGAGGACGGUACGGUCGUCACCAAGGUCAAGCGCAAGCGCAAGACCAAGGAAGAGAAGGAAGCCGAAGCCAUGCCUCUCGCUGCGCGAACCAUUGGGACGAAACUGCUCGUUGGGGCGCACGUCUCGAGUGCUGGAGGUGUCCACAACGCCAUCACGAACUGCGUGCACAUCGGCGGUAACGCCCUCGCCCUCUUCCUCAAAUCCCAGCGCAAAUGGACCAACCCACCUCUCGACCCUUCCCACACCACCCUCUUCGCCUCCGCCUGCACCAAGCACUCCUACUCCGCCGGCCAGCACAUCGUCCCACACGGCUCCUACCUCGUAAACCUCGCGCAUACCGACGCGGCCCGCACGACGCAAGCCUACGACUCCUUUCUCGACGACCUGACACGCUGCCACAAGCUCGGUAUAGGGCUGUAUAACUUUCAUCCUGGGAAUAGUAGUGGGGCGAAGGAUCGGGAGACGGCGAUAGCGCAUUUAGCGAGAAAUCUGAAUAAAGCGCAUGCCGAUCCUGGGAGUGGGGCUGUGGUGACGUUGCUUGAGACGAUGGCUGCGAGGGGGGUUAGUACGCUCGGCGCGGCGUUUGAGGAUCUGGCAGACGUGGUUGAGAAGGUGGAGAAGAAGGAGAGGGUUGGCGUAUGUCUGGAUACGUGCCAUGUCUUCGCUGCAGGGUAUGAUCUAAGGUCGCCUGCUGCGUUCAAGAGGACGCUGGAUGAGUUCGACGAGGUGAUCGGGCUGAAGUAUCUGAGGGCGCUGCAUGUGAAUGACUCGAAAGCCCCCCUAGGAAGCGGGAGGGAUCUGCAUGCGAACAUCGGGACGGGUUGUCUCGGCCUAAGAGCGUUCUGGAAUGUGGUUAAUGAGGAGAGGUUAGUGGGGCUGCCUAUGGUGCUGGAGACGCCGAUUGAUGUCAAGGAUCCGGUCACGGGGAAGGAGGUUCCGGAUAAGGGGAUCUGGGCGACGGAGAUCAAGCUGUUGGAGAGGCUGGUGGGGAUGGAUACGGAGAGUGAGGAGUUUUUGAGGUUGGAGAGGGAGUUGGCGGAGAAGGGAAGGUUGGAGAGGGAGAGGAUUCAGGCGCAGGUUGAUAAAAGGGAGGAGAAGAGGAAGCAGAAGGCGGAGAAGGGUGGGAAGAAAGGGAGGGGGAGGAAGAAGAAGGGGGAGAGUGAGAGCGAGUCUGAACCUAGCGACCUGGAGAGUGAGUGA
This is a messenger RNA of Coniosporium apollinis CBS 100218, 1659 nucleotides long. RefSeq lists its product as uncharacterized. Gene Ontology annotation, cellular component: nucleus; mitochondrion. Gene Ontology annotation, molecular function: DNA binding; zinc ion binding; phosphoric diester hydrolase activity. The transcript is spliced from 3 exons. NCBI's taxonomy places the organism in Eukaryota, Fungi, Ascomycota, Dothideomycetes. Bases 1 to 1659 code for a protein of 552 amino acids. Gene Ontology annotation, biological process: base-excision repair. The record is from RefSeq and is a predicted model, not a curated record.